AUGUCUGUACGCGAACUUUUACUCUUGCUAGGAUGUCUUAUUAUCACUACUUUUGGUGAAAAUUUAAGACCACCUUAUUUAAAUCUUGCUCGUGAAAAACAUAUCACUGUAUCAGCAACAUCAACAUGUGGUGAAUUUAUUGAUAAAGAUAAUCCGAAUAAAGCUAAAUAUAAAAAAGAAUUAUAUUGUAAAUUAACUGGUUCAUCACCUUAUGAAAAAGAUUAUAAAGAUUCAAAUUUAAUCUAUGGUCAAUAUUGUGAUUAUUGUGAUCAUAAUAUACCAGAUAAAAAACAUAUUGUUAAUUAUACAAUUGAUGGAACCGAUCGAUGGUGGCAGUCACCACCAUUAUCACGAGGUCUGGAAUAUCAAAAAGUAAAUAUAACCGUAAAUCUAGGUCAAGAAUAUCAUAUAGCAUAUAUUUAUAUUCGUAUGGCUAAUUCACCUCGACCUGCUGUUUGGUCAUUAGAACGUUCAACUGAUUAUGGAAAAACAUUUUCAACAUGGUAUUAUUUUGCUAGUGAUGUCGAAUGUCGUACAAUCUUUGGAAUUGAACCAUCAUAUAAUCGUACAUUCUCACGAGAUGAUGAUGUUAUUUGUGAAACAAAAUACGCCAGUCGAAUACCAUUAGAAGGAGGUGAAAUGGUUGUAUCAUUAAUCAAUGAUCGACCAAAUAUUAAAAAUUUUUCCUAUAGUGAUACAUUACAACAAUGGACACGUGCAACAAAUGUUCGUUUAAGAUUACUUCGACCAACAACAUUACAUUCUCAUUCAAUUAUUCAUGAUAGUCAUGAUAAAUCAGUAACACGACGAUAUUUUUAUUCAAUUAGAGAUAUUGGUAUUGGUGGACAUUGUCAAUGCAAUGGUCAUGCUGAAUCAUGUGAUAAACCUCAUUCAAAAACUCCAAAUAAAAUGGUUUGUCGUUGUCGUCAUAAUACAUGUGGCGAUUAUUGUCAAGAAUGUUGUGAACCAUAUGUGCAAAAAAAAUGGCGUCAAUCACGUGAUUCAACUGAUGGUGCAUUUGAAUGUGAACCAUGUCAAUGUUAUGGUCAUUCAACUGAAUGUGUUUAUGAUGAAAAAGUCGAAAAAGAAAAAUUAAGUAUUGAUAUACAUGGAAAAUAUGAAGGUGGUGGACGUUGUCUUAACUGUGAACAUCAUACGGAAGGCAUCAAUUGUGAACGAUGUGUACGAGGAUAUUUUCGAAAUUUUACACGUAAAGUUAGUGAUAUUGAUAUGUGUCAACCAUGUAAAUGUGAUUUAAAAGUUUCAACUGGUACUUGUGCUGAAGGUACAGGUACAUGUGAAUGUAAACCACAAUUUACUGGUUUAGAAUGUGAUGAAUGUGCUGUUGGAUAUUUUGAUUAUGCAGCUGGAUGUAAACCAUGUUUAUGUUCAAUUAAUGGUACAGCUGAUCAUAAAUGUUUACCGGAUUCUGGUCGAUGUGUAUGUAAAAUGAAUUUUGAAGGAGAUUAUUGUGAUCGUUGUGCACCUGGUUAUUAUAAUUUUAAAGCUGGUUGUCUUCCAUGUGAAUGUGAACGAGCUGGUAGUGAUGGAAAUAUAUGUGAUGCUGAAACGGGUCAAUGUCCAUGUCGAUUAAAUUAUCAAAAUCGCACAUGUAAUACAUGUAAAAAUGGUCAUUUUGGAUAUCCAGGAUGUUUACCAUGUGUUUGUAAUCAUAAUGGUUCAACACCAGAAGUAUGUAAUAAAGACACAGGUGCUUGUCUAUGCAAAGCAAAUUUUACUGGACAAACAUGUGAACAAUGUGCAUCUGGAUUUUUCAAUCAUCCAAUAUGUGAACCAUGUGCUUGUGAUCCAAUUGGAGUUGUCUAUGACGGUUCGUUUUACAAAGAUUAA
Molecule: messenger RNA, 1851 nt
Organism: Rotaria sp. Silwood2
Lineage: Eukaryota; Metazoa; Rotifera; Eurotatoria; Philodinida; Philodinidae
Source: the annotation of a GenBank genome assembly